Molecule: messenger RNA, 1185 nt
Organism: Penicillium odoratum
Lineage: Eukaryota; Fungi; Ascomycota; Eurotiomycetes; Eurotiales; Aspergillaceae
Product: putative transsulfuration enzyme family protein
Exons: 2
Coding region: 1-1185 (394 amino acids)
Biological process (GO): transsulfuration
Cellular component (GO): cytoplasm
Molecular function (GO): carbon-sulfur lyase activity; pyridoxal phosphate binding
Source: RefSeq, a predicted model, not a curated record
AUGGCAGGAAAUAUACAUCCAGCAACUCAGGCGCUUCACGCUGAUGACCGCUUGAAUCUGGUAACCGAUGUUGCGCCGCCAAUCCAUCUGUCCACGAUAUUCAGAUACCCGGAUGAUCCCAACAAACUGACCCUCUCCGAAGAUCCAGUAGCAGAAUUCGAUGGGAAGAACUUCGUCUACGCCCGUGAAUUCGCCCCAAACCAGACUCGCUUUGAGGCGGUCCUCUCAUCACUCACGAAGGGAGAUGCGGUAAGCUAUGCUACUGGGUUAGCGGCACUGCAUGCCGCCUUGACACUUCUAAACCCGCGCCGUAUAUCAGUCGGCGAGGGUUACCACGGUAGCCAUGAAGUUAUCGCAGUCGUUUCCCGUUUAUCCGGACUCCAGAAGCUUAGUCUCGAUUGCCCAGCCGAGGAUCUAAGUGAAGGAGAUGUGAUUCUACUCGAAACACCCAUCAAUCCGCUUGGUACGGCAUUUAACAUCGAGGAAUAUGCUGCCAAGGCGCACUCGCGUGGUGCAUACUUGAUCGUUGAUAGUACAUUCGCACCACCCGGUCUACAGGAUCCAUUCCUGUGGGGCGCGGAUAUCAUCAUGCACUCCGGAUCAAAGUAUUUCGGUGGACAUAGUGAUCUCCUCUGCGGUGUCCUUGUGACAAAGCGCGCGGAUUGGACGAAGCAGCUAUUCGAGGACAGGCUCGCGCUGGGUAAUGUGCUCGGAAAUAUGGAAAGUUGGCUUGGGGUUCGGAGUCUGCGCACGCUUGAGGUUCGGGUACAGCGCGCAAGUCAGAAUUCUGCGAAGUUAAUUUCGUGGCUUGAUGCCGCGUUGAGUGCUCCAUCGCCAGCGCCACUUUCAAGAGAGGCAAUUGUGCAGGCUGUUUUGCAGAAGAUUCAUCAUGCUAGUCUUCAGAAGGAGGCGUGGUUGGAGAAGCAAAUGCCCAAUGGUUUUGGGCCUGUUUUCUCAAUUGUUCUGCACCAGGAAGAAUAUGCUAAGAUCUUGCCCAGCAAGCUGCAUUACUUCCAGCAUGCAACGAGUCUCGGCGGUGUGGAGUCUUUGAUCGAGUGGCGAGCUCUGUCGGAUCCUAGAGUCGAUCGGAAGCUUUUGCGGAUAUCAGUUGGGCUGGAGAACUGGGAAGAUUUGAAGGAAGAUAUUCUCCAAGCAUUUAAAUCAUUGGCAUAUAGACACUGUUGA